CAAACAUCAAUCAAAAUACCGGGUUUUAUCCAAGAGGAGUCAUCCUGGUAAUAUUGAUCUUCCUAUGAGUGGUACUGAAUCUUUUAUUAAGGUUUUUUUGGCUUCUGGUAAUAAUUGGACUUUUAAGUAUGUUCCUAUUGUGGCCGAUAAAAAUGCGUUCUUAUCAAAAGUGAAAGAAGCUUUCGGAGUAACCAGCAAUGACGCCGAUCUACUGGUUUUGUCUCAUAGGACCCACUCAAAAAUUAACUGAACUUCAACUGCAAAGGUUAUCAGUUAGAUGUCACUUCGCUGUCGCUAGAUCAGGAUACAAUGGACAGACCGUUGGCUCAAACUUUAACCUAAUAGCACGAAAACUAAAAGCCAGUUCGAGUUCUUAUAACCUCACUCGCUAUUGUCGAUUGAAUAGUUUAAUGAUUAAGUCCAAUGGUUAAUCUAGAUCACGACGAAACUAGUGGCCACAAAUUUGAUAGAAAGAACAAAUCAGUCAACAAAAUACAUUACAAGGCUCUGUUGAAGCAACUUUAUCUCCAUCGCCAUCUAGCGCGGGUAACCUUUACAACUAGCCCAGGUCAUCGCCCCUUGUAAACCAUAAUAUGAAGCUGCCAUCGGAGUUUAGUUGUGAUAAAUGUUUGAAAACAGUUUCCAUCCAAACAUUGUUCAAGUGCAAAUCAUCUGUAAUUUCAGACCAACCAUGAGAAGUUUAUCAUCAUUCAUUAUUUUGUGUUUCGUCUCAACUAUCAAUGGAAAUCCUUAUGGUGAGAAAGUUUGGUCCCAAAACCAAACUUUUAGUGUUUUUAUCAUGAGACCUUUUGUAGUUAAUGCUGAAAUUAGAUUUAUGGUUGAAGUUGCAGAGUCCUAUAGAUCAAGAGCUACAUCAUAUGAAUAUCGGUUCAAAUUUGACCAAUUUCCACAGCUUGAUAAAACCAUCGUAUCACAUGAGUCAAUGACAACAUACGCAGUAAAAUUUGCAUCAACCUGUGAAUCGAAAGGUGGCAACUAUACAGUACAAGUUGACGUAUGGAAAUUACAACUCGGGGUCCAAACUCAUUCGAUAGGAACUAUUCUUUAUACCAUGGAGGUUACAGCCUGUGACUGGAUUUAUAUUGAACACGAUGGGCCUGUUACACUUGACUUACCAAUCACUUUCACAGUUAAUAAUCGAUAUACAACAGAUGAUCCAUCAUAUGAAUAUCGGUUUAAAUUUGACCAAUUUCCUCAACAUGAUAAAACCAUUGUUUCAACUUCACAAGCUGUAUACUCAGUGACAUUUGAUUCGUCUUCAACACCGAAAGCUGGUACCUACACAGUAAAGGUUGAUGUAUGGCAUUGUCGUCACGAUGUCCCUUCGUAUUUGUUAGGAACUGUUCAUCGUACUUUCGAGCUUUCAGAUUCACUCAUUGGAAUCAUAGAUAAAAACCAAUCAGUUAACUCUGAUAGUUUGAGAAAAAAUAUUGUGACCACUGCAAGGCCGGUUGUGCUGACUGCCUAUAUUUUUGAUUCUACUGAGUAUUUUACCGGACGAUAUGUUGUCCCACCAGCCAAUAUAACAUACAAAUGGAUUAUCAAUGAUGAACAACAAGAAGAAAGCGAUAGUGUUAUUGAACAUACUUUUUCCCAGCCUCAACUGAACAACAUUUCAGUGAUUGUCACAGCAACUAAAACCAAUGGAAGUCGUCUUAUACAAAAAUCUGGUACAUUCAACCUUACAUUGGAAAGCAAAGAUCCAAUUACUGAUUUGACUGUUGAUGGUCCCACCGAGGUUAAAGUGUUUGAAAAACUUCAACUAGACUUCAAAAUUCAUGGAGGAACGCCUCCAUUUCAUUAUCGUUAUCGUUUGUCGAUGGAAGAACCUUAUAUCGAAAAUGAAAGUGUUGAAAAAGACACAAAUGAUAGCUUCUUCUCAAUAUCUAAUUAUUUCAGCGAAAAAGGAACAAGAAGUUUAUAUCUUUUUCUUGAAAAUGAUGUAUCGAUAAUUCGUCAAAUAUUCAACAUUUCAGUGUAUUAAAGUAAUUUCUCGCCAAUUCUAUUAUGUUAUCUAAACUGUAUUUGGUUGAAAAACUUGACAAUUGAUUAAUUGGUAAUAUCAGAGCGUAUUAAUUGGGUCAGUUUAAAAUAGUGAAUUUGAAAAAAUUGUCGAUAUCUAUCGCAAAUUUUGAAAACAGGGUCAGAGGGCACGACUUCCCGGAUGACCUAAUAUGAAAUCCUAAGUACAUAACGGCAAC
Molecule: messenger RNA, 2222 nt
Organism: Tetranychus urticae (two-spotted spider mite)
Lineage: Eukaryota; Metazoa; Arthropoda; Arachnida; Trombidiformes; Tetranychidae
Product: transmembrane protein 130-like
Cellular component (GO): plasma membrane
Source: RefSeq, a predicted model, not a curated record